CACAAGGCAGGACCCACAUCCCCGGUAGGUGACUGCUCUCCUUCUCUUUGCAGCGAUAUCAGCCCCUUGCUGAAGGAUCCUGUGGCUUUCAAGGCUUUGCUUGAUCUUCUGGAAGAUCAUCUGAGGGUAUCUUUCCCCAAAAUCGACUUUAUCGCGGGUCUGGACUCCCGCGGCUUCCUCAUCGGCCCCCCUCUGGCUCAGAGAUUGGGCAUCGGCUUCGUGCUCAUCCGCAAAAAGGGGAAGCUUCCCGGGCCCACCGAGUCCAUCUCCUAUGCCCUGGAGUAUGGCAAGGCUGAACUUGAAGUCCAGAGCGACGCCGUGGAACCGGGACAAAAAGUCGUGAUUGUAGAUGACUUGCUUGCGACCGGAGGGACCAUGUGUGCAGCCUGCGAGCUGAUGAGGAGGCUGCAGGCCGACGUCCUGGAGUGCCUGGUGAUCAUCGAGUUAAAACCUCUGAAAGGCUCCGAAAAGCUCCAGUCCGUCCCUUUCUACUCCCUGCUGCAGUACGACUGA
This is a messenger RNA of Mesitornis unicolor (brown roatelo), 513 nucleotides long. RefSeq names its product adenine phosphoribosyltransferase-like. The annotation marks the transcript as partial. Gene Ontology annotation, biological process: adenine salvage; AMP salvage. The record is from RefSeq and is a predicted model, not a curated record. Gene Ontology annotation, cellular component: cytoplasm. The transcript is spliced from 4 exons. Lineage: Eukaryota; Metazoa; Chordata; Aves; Mesitornithiformes; Mesitornithidae. Gene Ontology annotation, molecular function: adenine binding; adenine phosphoribosyltransferase activity; AMP binding.